This is a messenger RNA of Choloepus didactylus (southern two-toed sloth), 5086 nucleotides long. RefSeq names its product KIT proto-oncogene, receptor tyrosine kinase (gene KIT). Gene Ontology annotation, molecular function: cytokine binding; transmembrane receptor protein tyrosine kinase activity; ATP binding. The transcript has 21 exons. Gene Ontology annotation, cellular component: signaling receptor complex. Bases 50 to 2971 code for a protein of 973 amino acids. Lineage: Eukaryota; Metazoa; Chordata; Mammalia; Pilosa; Megalonychidae. The record is from RefSeq and is a predicted model, not a curated record. Gene Ontology annotation, biological process: positive regulation of cell migration; multicellular organism development; protein phosphorylation.
CGAGAGCAGGAACGUGGUACGGAGCUCCGAUCCCAGCGCAGCCACCGCGAUGAGAGGCGCUCGCCGCGCCUGGGAUUUUCUCUGCGUCCUCUUCCUCCUGCUCCGCGUCCAGACAGGCUCUUCUCAACCAACUGUGAGUCCAGGGGAACUGUCUCUACCAUCCAUCUAUCCAGCAAAAUCAGAGUUAAUAGUCAGUGCAGGUGACGAGAUUAGGCUGUUUUGCACUGAUCCCAGCUUUGUCAAAUGGACUUUUGAGACCCUGAAUCAAAUGAGUGAGAGUCGGCAAAAUGAAUGGCUCAUGGAGAAAGCCGCUGCCACCAACACAGGCAAAUACACAUGUACUAAUGAAGACGGCUUAAGCAGUUCCAUCUAUGUGUUCGUUAGAGAUCCUAAUCAGCUUUUCCUUGUGGACCAACUCUUGUAUGGGAAGGAAGACAGUGAUACACUGGUCCUCUGUCCUCUGACGGACCCAGAGGUGUCGAAUUACUCCCUCAAGAGUUGCGAUGGGAAACCUCUUCCCAAGGACUUGACGUUUGUCCCUGACCCCAAGGCGGGCAUCACUAUCCGAAGCGUGAAGCGCUCCUAUCACCGGCUUUGCUUGCGUUGCUCUGCUGUCCAGGAUGGCACAUCCUUGCUGUCAGAUAAAAUCAUCCUCAAAGUGAGGGCAGCCAUCAAAAGUGUACCAGUUGUCUCUGUGUCCAAAGCAAGCUAUCUUCUUAGGGAGGGAGAAGAAUUUGCUGUCAUGUGCACAGUAAAAGAUGUGACUAGUUCUGUGCUAUCAAUGUGGAUAAGGGAAAACAGUCCGCAGAUUAAAGCACGGUUACAACGUAAGAGCCGGCAUCAGGGUGACUUCAGUUAUGAACGUCAGGAAACAUUGACUAUCAACUCAGCAAGGGUUAAUGAUUCUGGAGUAUACAUGUGUUAUGCCAAUAAUACUUUUGGAUCAGCAAAUGUCACAACAACCUUGAAAGUAAUAGCUAAAGGAUUCAUUAAUAUCUUCCCCACGAUGAAUACUACAAUAUUUGUAAAUGAUGGAGAAAAUUUAGAUUUAAUUGUUGAAUAUGAGGCUUACCCCAAACCUGAACACCAGCAGUGGAUAUAUAUGAACAGAACUUCCACUGAUAAAUGGGAGGAAUAUCCCAAAUCUGAGAAUGAGAGUAAUAUCAGAUAUAUAAGUGAGCUGCAUUUGACCAGAUUAAAAGGCACUGAAGGAGGCACUUACACGUUUCUGGUGUCCAAUUCUGAUGUCAAUUCUUCUGUAACAUUUAAUGUUUAUGUGAACACAAAACCAGAAAUCCUGACUUCUGACAGACUCAUGAAUGGCAUGCUCCAAUGUGUGGCUGCAGGAUUCCCAGAGCCCACAAUAGAUUGGUACUUUUGUCCAGAGCAGAGAUGUUCCAUUCCUGUUACGCCAGUGGAUGUGCAGAUACAAAAUUCAUCUUUGCCACCGUUCGGAAGACUAGUGGUUCAGAGUUCCAUAGAUUCUGGUGCAUUCAAACACAAUGGCACGGUUGAGUGUAAGGCUUACAACGAUGUGGGCAAGAGUUCUGCCUAUUUUAACUUUGCAUUUAAAGGUAACAACAAAGACCAAGUCCGUUCCCACACCUUGUUUACACCUUUGCUGAUUGGCUUUGUUAUUGCAGCUGGUAUGAUGUGCAUCAUUGUGAUGGUUCUUACCUACAAAUACUUACGGAAACCCAUGUAUGAAGUACAGUGGAAGGUUGUUGAGGAGAUAAAUGGAAACAAUUACGUUUACAUAGACCCAACGCAACUUCCUUAUGAUCACAAAUGGGAGUUUCCCAGAAACAGGCUGAGUUUUGGGAAAACUUUGGGUGCUGGCGCUUUUGGGAAAGUCGUUGAGGCUACUGCAUACGGCUUAAUUAAAUCAGAUGCUGCCAUGACUGUUGCCGUGAAGAUGCUCAAACCAAGUGCCCAUUUAACUGAACGAGAAGCCCUAAUGUCUGAACUCAAAGUCCUGAGUUACCUUGGAAAUCAUAUGAAUAUUGUGAAUCUUCUUGGAGCAUGCACCAUUGGAGGGCCCACCCUGGUCAUUACAGAAUAUUGUUGCUAUGGUGAUCUUUUGAAUUUUUUGAGACGAAAACGCGAUUCAUUUAUUUGCUCAAAGCAGGAAGAUCACACAGAAGCAGCACUUUAUAAGAACCUUCUGCAGUCAAAAGAGUCUUCAUGCGAUAGUACUAAUGAGUACAUGGACAUGAAACCUGGAGUUUCUUAUGUUGUUCCCACCAAAACAGACAAGAGGAGAUCUGCAAGAAUAGGCUCAUACAUAGAAAGAGAUGUGACCCCUGCCAUCAUGGAGGAUGACGAAUUGGCUCUCGACCUUGAAGACUUGCUGAGCUUUUCUUACCAGGUGGCAAAGGGCAUGGCCUUCCUUGCCUCGAAGAAUUGUAUUCACAGAGACUUGGCAGCCAGAAAUAUCCUCCUUACUCAUGGCCGAAUCACAAAAAUUUGUGAUUUUGGUCUAGCCAGAGACAUCAAGAAUGAUUCUAAUUAUGUGGUCAAAGGAAAUGCUCGACUACCUGUGAAAUGGAUGGCUCCUGAAAGCAUUUUCAACUGUGUGUACACAUUUGAAAGUGAUGUCUGGUCCUAUGGGAUUUUUCUCUGGGAGUUGUUCUCUUUAGGAAGCAGCCCCUACCCUGGAAUGCCAGUUGAUUCCAAGUUCUACAAGAUGAUCAAGGAAGGUUUCCGAAUGCUCAGCCCUGAGCAUGCACCUGCUGAAAUGUAUGACAUAAUGAAGACAUGCUGGGAUGCUGAUCCCCUAAAGAGACCAACGUUCAAGCAAAUUGUUCAGCUAAUUGAGAAGCAGAUUUCAGAUAGCACCAAUCAUAUUUACUUCAACAUUGCAAACAACAGCCCCAAGCCAGAGAACCCCGUGGACCAUUCUGUGCGAAUCAACUCUGUUGGCAGCAGUGCUUCUUCCACUCAGCCUUUGCUUGUGCAUGAAGACGUUUGAAACAAAACAAGUGUAUGGGGGUCUCUCUGACCAUCAGGAUCCCCUUCUUCUGGCUUCCAUGAUUGUUAUUUUGUUUUCCCUUUGGCUUGCAUCCCACUCUAGGGUAGUGGGUUCCCCACUGUCAUCCCAUCUUUAUGAGCACACUUUAGUGACUGAUGAGCUUGGUCGUCAGCCACCAUCCCAUCACAAGGGUUGAAGUUGUAUAUAUUCCCAAUAGCCAAGUAACCCAGUAAAAGAUAAAAUUCUGAUUUGGAAGAAGGGAGAGUGGGAUGGGCUGGACACACCAUUGUCCUUUGCAAGGCUUGUCUACUUCUGUUUGAAAAGUAAGGUUGAUAUUUAAUUUGAAUAAAUAACAGUAGUCACAUUUAGCCUUUGUAAUCAUCCAUAAUGAUGUGUUGAUGCUGCAAGGUCAGAAGCUGAAAUCUCAAGCUCUUUAUGUGGAAAAUAAAGCAUUAUUGAAAUAAAGGGCAUUAAGUCUGAGUAUCUGGGCUUAGGAAAGCCAAUUUUUCAUGCUGGGAAUGAGACAUGGCCGUGAAAAGUGUUCCCCAAGCAUGAAAAAAAGGCAUGCUGCUGUGAUCCACUGCCUGAUCUUUUGUAAUACUGACCUGAUUUUUAAAUAGAGUUUGCUCUUGGGGAGCUGAAUUGGAAAGAAGGCCUCCCCAGCCAGCAUUCAUAUAAACUCAGCUAUAAAUUAUAUAUGUUCACAUAUUUUUGGGGUGAAAAGCUGCAAAGUUUCGUUUCUGUGUAUAACCCGGCCCUGUGUCCACUAUGUAUAGUGAUAGAUGAAGAGCCAUACAAGUUCGAAGGAAACAGUUAAUUUUUUUAAAGAAACAUAACUUGCCAAGCACAGUCUUAAAGAACCUUUUUUUUUUUAGCUGAUGAACUCACUCUAUAGAUUCUCCAGAACAAGUCUACCAGCUUUAGAAUGGCAUUGUGCUCAAUGGAUUUGAUGCUGUUUGAAAAAGUUACUGAUUCACUGCAUGACUCCAGCAGGAGUGAGAAAACAGUGCUUAGUUUGGAUUCUUAUGUAGCAAGAAAUGAAAUUUAGAUACAGCCUCCUUACAGGCAUGCCCUGGAUGUUGGGCCAGUAUAUAUAUAUUUGUGUGUGUGUGUGUGUGUGUGUGUGCGUGCGCACGUAUAUGCGUGUAGACAAAUAUUUCUUUGGGUAUCUUGCGCUGAGCCCAAGAGGGUCCUUCAGUACCCUAGAAAGAAUUUGGCUUUCAUCACCAACCCUGCUCUUGUUUCUCUUCUCUUAGCUGUCUAGAAUGCUUACCAAAAGCUUACAGAGAGGCAUGUAGGAAGUGGAGUGCUUCAGGACUUAUUUAUUUGCAAUCCACCUGCACUUAAAGCACUCUUGUUAUUUAUACUCAACAUACUGUACCUGUUCGUUAGACUUUAUUAAUGUUACUGUCCCACUGAAACAUAUUUAAAAUUAGGCCGUAAGCUGAAUAGUAUCUUGUGGCUUGCCUUUUUUUGACUUUUUAUUUUUUUUUAUCACUGCCCAGCUGUAAGAGAUAAAUAAAUACAUGGCAAGGUAUGUGUUGUCUUGCAAGAUUCAGAUAUGUUGCCUUCACAGUUUUUUCCUCCUGUGUCCCUUAGACAAAGUUUAGAGAACUGUGGCCAUUAAUCUGGAAAUUACCAUUUGCACUGGAGUUCUAUGCUCUCGCACCUUUCCAAAGUUAACAGGUUUCGGGGUUGUGUUGUCACGUUAAGAGAUUGUCGCUGUUUGCUAUACUUUGUCUGAAAAAUUCCUUUGUGUUUCUGUUGACUUUGAUUAUAAUAAAAAUAUAAGUGACUGAUAAUUGCAGAUGUCCAGGUACUUCAGGGGCACUUCAUUGAAGGUUUUGUCUGGGAUAUUCUUGAAAGUUUAUAUUUUUAUAAUUUUUUUUUUUUUAACAUCAGACGUUUCUUUACAGUGGCUUAAAAAAAUGUUUGAAAUUAUUUUGUGGCUUUUUUGUAAAUAUUGAAAUGUAGCAAUAAUGUCUUUUGAAUAUUCCCAAGCCCAUGAGUCCUUGAAAAUAUUUUUUAUAUAUACAGUAACUUUAUGUGUAAAUAUGUAAGCGGUGCAAGUUUGAAGGAUGUUGAUGUACCAUGUGUUUUUUUUCCCUGAUAUGU